AUGGAUAAGCAUUCGGACCCGGUGCUUUCGCCGCCCGCCAGCUCCAGCACUACGGAUCCACAUGUGCCCAUCGCAGACCAGGCCAAACACGGCGACAAUCCCGGUCACGUAGAGGCCAAUGAGCCUGUGUCUGAGAUCAAUGGAAAUGAGACGAGCAAAAUUCAAGAUCAAACCAAUCUAUUGCCUCUCAAACAAUUACUGAUAGUGUUCGCCGGCCUCAGCUGUGCUCUAUUCUGUGCACUACUUGACCAAACAAUCGUGUCAACUGCUCUGCCAACUCUCGGGCGUGUCUUUCAUGAUUCAGAUAUCGAAUCAUGGGUCGGCACCUCUUAUCUUCUCACAUCAACGGCAUGUCAACCGCUAUAUGGCCGUUUAUCAGAUAUAUUUGGUCGAAAGAUUGUGCUUGUUUCUAGUAUGGGAUUUUUCCUGAUAGGUUCCAUCUUGUGCGCUGUAUCGCAAAGUAUGGUCAUGCUCAUAGUAUUCAGAGCCAUUGCUGGAAUUGGCGGCGGGGGAAUCUUAACUUCGGUCAUGAUUACUGUAUCCGAUGUUGUGUCGUUGGAGAAACGUGGUACAUAUCAGGGUAUUAUCGGAGUAGUGGUGGCAUUAUCAAAUUCUAUCGGUCCUCUCAUCGGCGGUCUCUUCACGGAAAAAGUCUCUUGGCGGUGGUGUUUUUAUAUCAAUAUUCCAUUGACCGGUAUCUCGAUGCUUGUUGUUUUAUUCGUGCUUCCCUUGAAGCGAGUCAAAGGGGAUGUUAGAGUCCGCUUUAAGCAGAUCGAUUAUUUAGGAUGUGUCACUAUGCUCAUUGCCGCGGUCCUGGUUUUAAUACCGAUAUCCUGGGGAGGAACUAAGUACGCCUGGAGCUCAGCCGGUGUUAUAGCCCCUCUAGUCAUUGGAUCUGUGUCCCUCGUUAUUUUCAUUGUAGUGGAAAUGAAGUUUGCAGCACUCCCGCUUAUCCCAAUGCAUAUAUUCAGAAACUCGACUGUCUCCGGCGCACUAUGCGGAGCAUUCUUCACAGGAUUCAUGUUUUACGCCAACCUCUUCUAUCUACCGCAAUACUUCCAAGUCGUCUAUUCCGCCUCUCCAAUCAUGUCUGGUGUCCUGCUUCUCCCUCUUGUGUUGACUCAGUGCAUCACAUCAUUUACCUCUGGCUUCCUUGUUUCAAAGACAGGCAACUAUACCAUCAAUAUAUGGGUAGGCUUCGCUAUUUGGAGCAUUGCAUGCGGCCUACUCUCCACAAUCUCACCCGACACUUCUAUCGCCAAACUAGUUGGCUUUCAGAUACUGAGUGGCAUCGGAUCUGGCCAGACGCUACAGACAAACUUGGUUGCUAUCCAAGCUAACGUUGAAAGAAAUGAGAUGGCUGUUGCCACGGCUACUAGGAACUUUCUCCGUCUCCUAGGUGGUACUAUUGCGCUAUCUGCUUGUGGUGCCAUUUUGAAUAACACUGUCCGCCUUAGCGCCAGCACGUUGGAAAUUUCUGCGGCUCAGAAGUCGACUGCUCUUCAUGCAUAUACUCUGGGAAUUCGAAACAUUUACUACUUCAUGGUUGCGUGCUGCUGCGUCUCCUUUUUCGUGACUGUUUUCUUUGUGCGUGGAGCUAGUCUUAAACGUGAGGAUGAUGCGAAAUACCAGGAAGAAGGGAAGAAGUGGGCUGCUAAACAUCGAGGUAUCCAUGCCCUGGGCAGGAAAAAUCGUGAGCCCGCGACAGAAAAGAAGAGUGUACGCAGUCAAACGUUGGUAACAACGGAAUCCUCAAUCAAACAGUGA
This is a messenger RNA of Penicillium angulare, 1767 nucleotides long. Its product is annotated as MDR family MFS transporter. Lineage: Eukaryota; Fungi; Ascomycota; Eurotiomycetes; Eurotiales; Aspergillaceae. The transcript is spliced from 10 exons. Gene Ontology annotation, molecular function: transmembrane transporter activity. Bases 1 to 1767 code for a protein of 588 amino acids. Gene Ontology annotation, biological process: transmembrane transport. The record is from RefSeq and is a predicted model, not a curated record.